AUGACAGAAAUCUGGCAUUAUCAGAAUUCGAGCCACAAUUCAAACUACAAUUCACCAGCCUCAACGUCCUCUUCAGUUCACUCCAACCACUCCAACCACUCGUCCCAGUACAACACCUCUCCAACCUCCUACGAUAACAACUCGUCGAAUGAGUACCUCCCCAGACUACAAUCCCUCUCUUUGGAUGCUCCCAAAGCUCCAGUCGCACAGCCACUUCCCACUCCACCAACCGCCUCUUCCGCUAGAGGCACUAAACGUUGCAGAUCAUCCUCAUAUGCCUCGGACAGCUCACAGGGCAGCUUCUCGGCUAGCCCCUCUGACGAUCUAGUUGCUCGUGAAAGGAAAUCUUUUGCUGACGGUCUCAUUGACACCGCCGUAUUCACCGUUGAAGCUAUAUGGAAAUGUCCCUUACCUGAAGAUCCUAGUCCUAGAUCCAUCGAAGAUUCUCAACUGCCUUUGAAGUGCUUUAUUAGGGAGACCCUGCGCAGAUCCAAGACAUCGUCGCAUAUCCUCCAAGUUGCACUCUUUUACUUGUUCAAAAUUAGAGAUAAAGUGAAAUGCAGACGAGCCGAAGCUGCUCAGAUGUUGUGCGGCAACCAGGUUGAAACAUGCGAAGACAGUCUCCUCUGCGGGAGGAGAACGUUCCUCUCAGCACUGAUCCUAUCAAACAAGUAUCUCUCGGAACGGAAUUACAGCAAUCGUGCGUGGUCGAAAAUGUCAGGUUUGACUGCAAACGAGAUAAGCUCGAAUGAGAGAGCUUUCUUGAUACUGAUAAGCUACGAUUUGAACGUGUCUGAGUCGACAUGGAGACGUUGGGUGGCGUUUCUCGGUACGUUGGUGGACAAGCAAGCCAAGUUACCACAGACAUCCCAAUCAGAAGACGUUGAUGAUGAGAGAAGCUGCAAACGCACUUGUCUGCAGACUUCGCCGUCCGGUUCGAAUACUGCCACACCGAAGCCAUCGUCAACUAGACUGAAUGAGCAGGUUUCACAGGGCGUGGAAUCAUAUAGUAGCAAGGUCAGUUGGGAGGGUGUUAAAGCAGCUUCAGCCUCGAGUACAGCAGCAGUAUAG
Wallemia ichthyophaga EXF-994 is the source of this 1071-nucleotide messenger RNA. Its product is annotated as G1/S-specific cyclin pas1. Gene Ontology annotation, molecular function: protein kinase binding; cyclin-dependent protein serine/threonine kinase regulator activity. The transcript has 2 exons. The coding region runs from base 1 to 1071 and encodes 356 amino acids. NCBI's taxonomy places the organism in Eukaryota, Fungi, Basidiomycota, Wallemiomycetes, Wallemiales, Wallemiaceae. Gene Ontology annotation, biological process: regulation of cyclin-dependent protein serine/threonine kinase activity. The record is from RefSeq and is a predicted model, not a curated record. Gene Ontology annotation, cellular component: nucleus; cyclin-dependent protein kinase holoenzyme complex.